Hydractinia symbiolongicarpus is the source of this 2957-nucleotide messenger RNA. RefSeq lists its product as uncharacterized. The coding region runs from base 335 to 2029 and encodes 564 amino acids. NCBI's taxonomy places the organism in Eukaryota, Metazoa, Cnidaria, Hydrozoa, Anthoathecata, Hydractiniidae. The record is from RefSeq and is a predicted model, not a curated record. The transcript has 9 exons.
UCAAAACAAAACGCGCUAGCCCGUUAAAGGAUAGACCAGAACAAAAAAUCUUAUUGACUUAUUUUAUUUUCGUUUAUUAUUUUUUAAGUCAGUUAAUACCCCCGUGUAGCAUAUAUUCGGAAAUGUGUUAUAAAUAAUUUAUCAGAUUUCACAGGUUCUGUUAUUAUUCGCUAAAGGCGCUUCGCUGAAGAUAAAAUUUAAAGAUCAAAAUGUAAAAGAGGCCGCUUCAGCGCGACAUUACGCAAUUUCCCCUCGAAAGCAAACUAAAUAACAUUUUUGUUUCUUUUUGUGAAACAACUCUGAACGGAGAAAGGUCGAAAAACUUGCUGUUAGUAUGGCCUACUGUUCCGCGUACGGUUGUAAAAACAACAUUAAGUCAAACAAAGAUAAAAGCUUCUUUCUAAUGCCUAAGAAUCCUGAAGUUAGCAAAGCCUGGAUUGCCGCAAUUAACAGAACAAAGCUGCCAGCUAAAGUAUUUCUAUGCUCUGACCAUUUUGAAGAAACCUGCUUUGACCCAAGCUGGAAACUUCAGAAUGAAUUAUUUUAUAAAGAUCGUCCUUGCAAACGGCGGUUGAUUCCAAAUUCUGUGCCGACAAUUUUUUGUCAUAAGACUGCCCCUAAGGAACGUACAUCCUCCACAUCGCGAGCCAAACGAAGUCAAUCUAAAGACUUGGUGAAGUCAGCCUUGGUUGAAGAUUCUGAGCAAUUAUGUUUAAUCGAUAAUGAAGUUGAAUUUGAAGUUGAAUCCAAAUUAUCAAUUGGAAUACAGGCCAUACCAAAAACACAAACGAGUGCAACCCAAUAUAAAAAUACGUCAGUACGAAGUACAUGUACACAAACGUCGUGUUCUGUAGCAGAUGCGCAAACGCAAACCCAAGUAGCUGUUGUACAUGCUUCUUGUCAAACUGAAAAUGAAACGGACACAGAUAACGAUUCAAAUUGUACUGAUUCCUCAUUUAAUUCCGAUUUGGAUGACGUGAACCUACAAAGCGCAGCAGCAGCUCUGAACAGUACAUUUAAUAUCCUACACAAAGGUAAUAUAAGCAACACAUUGGAAAUGCUGGGAUUGUCGAAUUUAAUUGAACCACCAACUUCUGAAUUUUCACACGAGGGACACGAUUUGGACGAGGACGUAAUUUCCGAUGGCGACAAUGAGAGUGAGGAUGAUGAAUGGCUAGUCAAAUCUCUUGAGAGGGCUGAUAAAAGUGACCCUAAUUAUUCAAUUAGUCAAGAGAUGGAUGAAGGAGAAGACGAAGAACAAGAACAAGAACGUAUUGAACAUCGAAACAUGGAGCCAUGCAAGCAAAAAACUUACUUGGUGUACGAAACAUGUAUCAAAGAGCUGAUUAAGUAUUGCAUAAAGUGUGGUUCCAUCAUAGACAGUGAAAGCAUUAGCGAAGUUAAGAAUACUGGCAGUCGGCUAACGUACAAGAUACAGUGUGUAAAAGGUUGUAACUACAACUGGUCUGGUCAACCGAAACUAAAUUGCACCAAAGGAGCUGGUAAUUUACACUUAACCGCUGCUAUUGACCUAGCUGGAAUAACAUAUAACAAAAUGUUAAAAUUUGCAAACAUAUUAAACUUGCAAUUAAUUUCCAAAACCAUGUACUACGAGCAUCGUGGCAACUUUGUUUACCCAGAGGUAGAUCAUGCUUGGCGAAAAGAAAAAGAGAUACUGUCACGUGAAAUUACAAAUGAAAAUCGGCAGCUAGAACUUGCCGUUGACGGUCAAUGUGAUACACCUGGUCACAACGCCACCUACAGUACCGUAUCGGCGAUGGACUGCCAGACAAACAAAAUAUUAAAUUUCAGCAUAGUACACGUAAAGGAGGUAACCAGCUCACAAGCAAUGGAAAAAGAAGGCUUUAUCAGAUGUAUCCAAGAACUUCAAGAAGACAUGGAACUUCCAAUACGUGUGAUUUCCACUGAUAGGCAUCCCUCCAUAAAGAAGCUAAUGAGGACCGACCCAAGAUUUACAAAAAUUAUUCAUCAGUUCGAUCCUUGGCACAUUGGGAAGGGGACUCGUUAAAAAGUUAAUAAAGGCUUCAAAAAAGAAAGACUUAAACAUACUUGCAAGCUGGGCACCUGCAGUGGUCAACCACCUGUACUGGUCAAUCCAUAAUUGUAAUGGUAGUGGAAAAGAGUUAGUUGAAAGAUUUACGUCGAUAAUUCACCACUCUGUCAACAGACAUACCUUUACCCACAACAAGACAUACAAAGCUUGCGACCAUCCAAGAUUAAAUGAGGAAGAGACAGAAAGAAAAAAGUGGCUUGUGAUGGGUUCUCAAGCUCACAACAAAUUGGUUAAAAUUGUGACACAGCCUUGCCUUGUAAAAGAUCUUGAAAAGCUUACGGAGCAAAUCAACACUACCCUCUUGGAAGUUUUUCAUUCACUGAAAAUUAGGUACUUGCCAAAGUCAACCUUUUUUAAAAUGGAAAAGAUGCUCGCUGGUACCCAACUCGCUAUUUUAGAUCACAACCACAACAUCAACAGAGAACAGAAACACUGAGUUAACGAAGAAGGAAUUCGGAAACCACUUUUCAAAGUCGCGUAUUCCAAACCGAUCAAAAGAUUUGUAUCCAAAAUUGUGAAAGUUGAUAAGGAUUAUGGCUACUUACACUAUAUCCUGCAAAAAAUAAUGAAACGCGCCGAAUGUAAAAAAAAAGUUUACGAAAGAAAUCGGAUGAAACGCCAACUGUCGUUAAAGAUUACUCCCGAUGACAGGCCACCUCGCGAAGAAAUUAUCGAAAAAUCGACCAAAUAUAAACGUAUAAAAUUGUAAAUAUAAAAUUUCUAAUACACGUUUUUAAUUUUUAAGCAAUCCGAUGAAUACUUCUUCUAACGUUUCUUAAAUUUGCACAAAAAAAUCUAUUACUACGUUUCUUAAAAAACAAAUUCUUAUACGAAAAAAAUGUGUAUGACUUUUGUAAAUAUGUACAAGUAGUGUAUAUAAUAA